AUGUUGCGCACCGCGACGAUCUCACUAUUGGCGGCGCUGUCAUCUCUCCUGAGCGUCGCCGCCGCCGCUCAUGCUCCGCGGCCGCCCACUCCGUCGAGGAUCAAGCUUACGCAGAACUUCCGCGAGGCAGCGGCGCUCUCCGCCAAGCUUGCGGACCCCGCGACGCCGCAGCAGCGCAAAAAGGUGGCCGUCAUCGGCGGCGGCCUGUCUGGCCUCGCGUGCGCCAAGUACCUCUCCGACGCCGGCCACACGCCGCUCGUCCUCGAGGCGCGCGACGUGCUCGGCGGCAAGGUGUCCGCAUGGCAGGACGCCGACGGCGACAUGAUCGAGACGGGCCUGCACAUCUUUUUUGGCGCGUACCCAAACAUGAUGAACCUCUUCCAGGAGCUCGGCAUCGAGGACCGGCUGCAGUGGAAGGCGCACCGCAUGACGUUUGCCAUGCCGCAGCUGCCCGGCGAGUUCACCUCGUUCGACUUCCCAGACGGUGUGCCCGCGCCGCUCAACAUGGCGGCGGCCAUCCUGGGCAACACAGAGAUGCUCUCGCUCCUCGACAAGGUGCGGAUGGUGCCCGGCCUGCUGCCGAUGCUGCUCGAGGGCCAGCCGUUCAUCGACGCGCAGGACGAGCUGAGCGUCAAGGAGUUCAUGGACAAGUACGGCAUGCCGGAGACGGUCAACGAGGAGAUCUUCAUCGCGAUGGCAAAGGCGCUCUACCACACCGCCCAUAGUCCUGAACCCACACUGGACUCGGCAGCGCUCGACUUCAUGGACCCCGACCGCAUGUCGAUGGCGGUGGUGCUCACCGCGAUGAAUCGCUUCAUCAACGAGGCGGACGGCUCGCAGACCGCAUUCCUCGACGGCGGCCAGCCGGAGCGCCUCUGCGCGCCGGUGGUGGAUCACGUCCUCUCCCGCGGCGGCGAGGUGCGGCUCGGCGCGCCGCUCGCCGCUAUCGAGGUUGGCGACGACGGGCAGGUUGCCUGCCUGCGGCUUGCGGAUGGCUCUUCUGUGGAGGCGGACGUGUACGUCUCCGCCGUGCCGGUGGACGUCUUCAAGAAGCUCCUGCCCGCCUCGUGGUCGACGAUGCCCUUCUUCCGCCAGACCGAGGAGCUGAUCGGCAUCCCGGUCAUCAACGUGCAGCUCUGGUUCGACAAGAAGCUCCGCUCGGUGGACGGGCUCUGCUUCUCGCGCUCGCCGCUCCUGUCUGUGUACGCCGACAUGAGCACUUGUGUCGAAGAGUACGCCGACGCGGACAGGUCGAUGCUCGAGCUCGUCUUUGCGCCUGCGACGCGCGAGGUCGGCGCGGACAGGAACUGGAUCGGCGCGUCGGACGCGGAGGUGGUCGCCGCGUGCUUGGGCGAGCUGAGCAGGCUCUUCCCGGGCGAGAUUGGCGGCGAGGGCGGCGCUGAGCUGCUCAAGCACGCCGUCGUCCGCACGCCGCGCUCCGUGUACGCCGCCACGCCCGGCCGCAACCGCUACCGGCCGAGCCAGGCGACCCAGGCGACGCCCGUCCCCAACUUUGUGCUCGCGGGCGACUGGACAAGCCAAAAGUUCCUCGGCUCGAUGGAGGGGGCGGUGCUGGCGGGCAAGCUCGCGGCCGAGGUCAUCGCCGACCGCGCCGCCGGCCGCGCCGCCGCGACGUCGCAGACGCUCAAGCCCGUGCACGAGGAGGUGGUCGCCGCGGCCGAGGGCGCCGCCCCGCGCGAGCCAGUGGGCGUGCGCGGGCGGCACCCAAUUGCCUUUGGCGGCGGGCAGCAGGGCUUGGGAGAGACGAAGUUUGAGCACGCGUGA
Molecule: messenger RNA, 1785 nt
Organism: Emiliania huxleyi CCMP1516
Lineage: Eukaryota; Haptophyta; Isochrysidales; Noelaerhabdaceae
Exons: 9
Coding region: 1-1785 (594 amino acids)
Biological process (GO): carotenoid biosynthetic process
Molecular function (GO): phytoene dehydrogenase activity
Source: RefSeq, a predicted model, not a curated record